UUUAAGCGAGACAAGAGGCGCCCGCAAAAUUACAACGAAGCCACGUCCCUCUUCACUUUGCAGACCGGAGUGGCAGAGAUGACUUGGGUGGUAGCGGAUCACUCGGCGACGCCGGGCACGCGGGAGCUAAGCGUGACCAAGGGUCAACAAGUCGAAGUGCUCGAGCAGAACGGCAGCGUGACCGGCAGCAAUGGCGAGUGGACGCUGGUGAGGUUGCCGUCGACGCCAGGACAAUCGGAGCCGGCGCCCGAGGGUCUCGUGCCGACCAGCGCGCUCAAGCAGCCGCCGGCCGCCGCGUGCAAAACGUCGCCGUCGAGGAAGCCACCGAGCGGUGCUGCACUGGUCGCCCAGCAGACGUCUGUCAAUCCGGAUGACGAAAUCAUAGGAGCUGACGGAUGCGGCCCUGCAAACACGAGUUCACCUGGCAACAAGAGACGCGGAUUCAGCGGACGUAAGUGGUUACCGCCGCCACUGCGCAAGUUGAGUCAGAGCAAAGUGGACAAGUCAUCAGUAACGUCGGAUCGUCCACCACCACCGCCGCCAUUGCCACCACCAUCGUCGGCGAAGAAGAGCAGCGGCUUGGACAAACUGUUUAAAUUACCAUCGAGCGGUUCGAGCGACAAGUCAUCGGCGGCGACGACGCAUUCAGUGGCAGUGGCGGCAGCGACAUCCAGGCAGAGCAGUUCCGAGGAAACCGCGAACGCACUAUCGAGCGCCGCUGUGACGACGGCCACGACGACAAUCGCAGCGGCGCAUGAGACGAAGGAGAACGGCGCCGAGGACGUCGAGGACGAGCAGCUCGAGUUGCCACCGCCUAUGAAACCCAUUACCGAGCCUAUUCUAGUUGCUGGGCCUCCAGCUCCCGUCGGCGCUAGCGUUGCCAGUGACGAAUUGCCUGGCAAAUUGGUCAGUGAAACGAAGCCGCUCGAGCCGAGCAGUAGCGCAGACAUCGCCGAGAUCGAGCAGAUCGUCAAAGAGCGCAUGGAGCAACACACAGAGAACCGCGAGCGUAUAAGCAGUACGAGCAGUGGCACGAGUAGCAGCACGCAGCAGCAGCCGAGAACUCCAAUAAAGUCAACGUCAUCGUCGGCAACGAUGGCCACAACCACGUCAUCGGAAUCCCCGACGCUGACGGCGUCGCUGUCGACGACGAACGCAUCGGCGGAGAGCGAAGAUCCGCCGACUACAACGGCAGGCGAGCCGGCCGAUCCCGAGGCGACGGCCCUCGCCAAGCGUCAGUUCGUUAUACGCGAGCUCGUUGACACGGAGCGCGACUAUGUCAACGAUCUCCGACAGAUUAUCGAGGGGUACAUGGCACUCAUGAGGGAUCCCAACACUGAUAUUCCCUUGCCGGAGGAUCUCAAAGCCGGCAAGGACAAAAUGGUCUUUGGCAACAUCGAGGCGAUUUACGAGUGGCACCGAGACACGUUUCUGAAAUCCCUGGAGCACUGUCUGGAGAAGCCCGAAGAGUUGGGUCCGUUAUUCAAGCGUUACGAGAGGAAGUUGCACAUGUACGUGGUGUACUGCCAAAACAAACCAGUCUCCGAGUAUAUUGUGUCCGAGCACAUAGACACCUUCGAGGAGCUACGGCAGAAAUUAGGCCACCGAUUGCAGCUGUGCGACCUGCUGAUCAAACCAGUGCAGAGGAUCAUGAAGUAUCAGCUGCUACUGAAGGAGGCACUGAGGCUAACCGAACGCACCCAGCGACAGUCCGAGAUCGAGGGACUUAGGGCGGCUGUUCACGUUAUGAGGGUCAUUCCCAAGGCAGCUAAUGACAUGAUGGACGUUGGUAGGCUGCAGGGCUUUGACGGAAAAAUAACUGCGCAAGGUAAACUGUUACUACACGGUCCGUUAAUGGUCGCUGAGCUCACGUCGCUGCCAAGUCGAGGAAGAGAAUGGCAAGUGUUCCUCUUCGAGCAAAACAUUAUCUUCAGCGAAGCGGUCGGUAAAAAAACGCAAUUCACUAGCCCCGCUUACAUAUACAAGGCUCACAUACAGGUAAACAAAAUGGUCUUGGAGGAUUCGCCGGACGACCCUGAGAAGUUUUUAAUCCGCUCGACGGACCCACGCAAGCCAAAUCUGGGUUUCUUGUGUUACUGUGGUACACCAUCGAGUGAUGAUUCGAGUGGCGGUAGCAGUAGUGGCACAACGCCACCACGCAGACAGGAAUGGGUGGAAACGAUCACUUCAAUCUUGAAGACGCAGCGCGACUUCCUCAAGGCGAUACAGUCGCCAAUAGCCUACCAAAAGGAACUUACCAAAGAUCCACUUCGCGGCACGACGCCGGAACCGUCGUCUUCCCGAACGCUGCAACCGAACAAGGAUUCGCCAUUGAGAAAGCAACAACCGGCACAUCGAUCACGAACGACCGGCACAUUGGAUACCAGUUAUGGUGGCGAUACAUCCCCGAGAACGCCAAGUCCUACCAAAAGCAAACUCAACUUCCUCGAGGGAUUCCGUAACACCUUACGUGCCAGGUCACCAGUGCGCAUCGGCUCCGUACCGGUAGCACCGGGCGCACGAGUACGUUUGGCAGCCGACUGGGGCGCGUUGCGCGCAGGCGACGAGCUGAUAGUGCGUCGCUUGGAAGGCAACGGUUUGGUGGUAACGCACGCGGACAACGCCAAGCAAGAGCACUGGAUACCCGCGAGCCUCAUACCUAAUUCGUCGGUGAGUCGCGCGUGGUCGUUCCGUCCGAGAAAGCUCAACGCCAACAGUGAGACGAACUCGGGAAGCACCAAGUGCCUCGCGCCACCGUACAUCAGCAGUGCGCCUACCCCGAUCAAAGCGAACUCCGGUGAAAUCGCUCGACUUGCCGUCCAAGUCGCCCAGGCCGAAAAUGCAGUAGUGACUUGGCGCCGGGAGGGCCACGACAGAGAUAUCCUGGAGAACGAGAGGCACAGGUUACGACACAGCGCUGGCUUUUUCUAUCUGGAAAUCACAAGGUGCAUUCCUGCCGAUGCCGGGGCCUACUGCUGCAACGUCCAGUGCGAAAAUGGCUCGUGCUCGGCGAGGAUCUACCUCACUGUCACCGGUGGCACAGGCACGACAUGGGCUCGAGUGCUUGACUCCACGCGCAUCGAGGUCGACUGGGAAGGCCACGAAGUGGGCCGCUGUGACGUCGAGUACCGCUCAAUGCCCUCGACGAACUGGACGAUGGCGAUCGAGGACGUGGACGGCCCUCCUGUGAUUCUCGAGCUGCUGCCAGGUGCCAGUUACAGUUUUCGCGCGGUAGGCAAAAAUGGCAGCUUAACGUCCGCCUCGCCUGUCGUCAAUUUGCCGUUGGGCGACGGCACUGCCUGGGAGGCCGAACAGUUUGUCGCGAGGUACCUCGAACUCGACGAGAUCGGCAAAGGAAGGUUCGCCGUUGUGAGACGAGCGAGGGACCGGGGUACCGGGCAAGAGGUGGCUUUGAAGCAAACACCCAGGCAGAAGCAGUCGAGAAGUUUGACCAGGGCUGAGUACGAUCUGUUGGCCUCGACGCAUCAUGGAAAUAUCGUCAGAGCUUUCGCACUGUUCGAGAAUGCACCGCAACUUGGUGUCGACACUAUUGUGCUGGAGCUAGUGCGAGGCCCGACCUUGUUCUCUUAUCUGAGUAAAAAAACCGAGUACACGGAAAGCGCAGCGAGUAAGUUUGCCAAUCAACUGCUGUCGGCUCUUCAAUGGCUGCAUCAGCGUAGCAAAGCUCACCUCGAUCUCAAGCCCGAGAAUGUUUUGGUCGAUCAAGACACGGGUAUAGUCAAACUCAUUGAUCUUGGAGAAGCAGUACGAGGCCCCGUCGAAGAAGUUGUACCUCCGGCGGAUUUGGAGUUUGCUGCACCAGAAUCCGUUCUCGGCAGACCCGGUGGUCCUUUCACUGACAUGUGGGCUGCUGGAGUUUUUAUCUAUGUCUUACUUAGUGGUCUUUCUCCUUUCUUGGAUGACUCGGUCGAAGAGACGACGACAAACAUAUUGAAAUGUGAUUUUUGUUUCCCCGAUGAAUACUUCGAGACGAUAUCAAACGAAGCCAAGGAUUUACUUAGCAGACUGCUUUGCUUGAGGAGCGAAGAUCGAGCAACUGCUGAAGUUUCCUUGGCUUCCACGUGGUUUGAGAUCUCAAAAGGUGCUAUAAUCUCCUCGUCAAGAAUGGUAGCGUUCACGGAGCGAAGAGCGCACUGUUCGAAAUCACAUCGAGAUCAUCGCAAUAGUUACUACACUAAAGUCUCAGUCCUUAGCUAAUUAAACAAGAUGCGAGUCUAUCGAAUAUUUUAUGUGUACAUACAAGACUUAUUUAAAAAGAAUUUUGUAAAUCGAAACACCUACUCCUCUU
This is a messenger RNA of Phymastichus coffea, 4309 nucleotides long. RefSeq names its product triple functional domain protein-like (gene trio). Bases 79 to 4218 code for a protein of 1379 amino acids. Lineage: Eukaryota; Metazoa; Arthropoda; Insecta; Hymenoptera; Eulophidae. The transcript has 16 exons. Gene Ontology annotation, molecular function: guanyl-nucleotide exchange factor activity; protein kinase activity; ATP binding. The record is from RefSeq and is a predicted model, not a curated record. Gene Ontology annotation, cellular component: cytoplasm. Gene Ontology annotation, biological process: axon guidance; protein phosphorylation.